CAACGAUGGCUGAUGUGGACGCUGAGGACAAGCCUCAGAGGCCCUCGGCUUCUGCUGACAAGGAGAGGAGUGAGCUCCCGAGAGAGGCAACACUCCUAGCCCCCAUGCUGCCCCCGACGUCCCCUCUGUGCCACGUGUGUCUGUGUGUGUGUUUGUCAGAGGAGAAGUCGUCAAGCAAGAAGGUCGCAACGUCUGCCACCGAUUUGAAGAAGAUCAUUGGGGGGCGGAACCUCAAGUUUGAGGACUUCGACCUCAGGGCCACAGUCGGUAGGUGUCCACACGCACACACUCACACACACGCAUUGCGUCCAUCCAUCUAUAAUCCAUCCAUUCAUGAGACUCCCUCCGUGUGUGUCUGUCUGUGUGUAUUGGAUCGGCUGUCUGUUGUGUGCUGUGUGUGAUCCAUAUGUUUGGUUGAUGUUUGUUGUCCAUCCAAAGGUACUGGUACGUUUGGUCGUGUCCGCGUGGUGAAGUUCAAGGGCAACCCUGACCGCACGCCGAUGGCGCUCAAGAUCCUCAAGAAGAGCGAGGUCAUCCGACUCAAGCAGGUGGAGCACGUCAAGGCCGAGAAACAGAUCCUCACCAUGAUCGAACACCCAUUCAUCGUGAACCUGUGAGUGAGCGAUGGCAGCCAGCCGCUGUGAAUGCAUACCGACCGGCACACAACUCAGGCCAGGCCAGCGACUGUUUGUUGGUUUGUUGUGUGUCUAUCAGUCUGUCGACAUUUCAAGACGAUAAGCGUCUGUUUAUGUUGAUGGAGUAUAUCAACGGAGGAGAGCUCUUCAGCUAUCUGCGGUCAGUCAGUCAGUCAGUCAGUCAGUUAGUCCCGUCAGAGCUCAUCACGUCGUCUUCUGGUGGAUGGAUGGUUGUUUCGGCUUGUUCGUUGGUUGCAGCAAAGAGGGCCGGCUGCCCAACGACCACGCCAAGUUCUAUGGCGCAGAGAUCAUCCUCGCCUUCCAAUACCUGCACAGUCAGUACACACACACACAGACACAGACACACUCUCUCACACACAGACGGCCAGCCAGCCACCAUAGUUCCCUCCCUCCCUCCCUGUGUGUCCGUCCCACCCAUCCAUGUGCCGUCCGUGUCUAUCCUAUUUGUUUAGGUAUGAACAUCGUGUACAGGGACUUGAAGCCGGAGAAUCUGUUGAUUGACAGCGGCGGGCACAUCAAGAUCACCGACUUCGGGUUCGCCAAGGUGGUCGAGGACCGCACGUGGACACUCUGCGGCACCCCCGAGUACCUCGCGCCAGAGAUCAUCCAGUCAAAGGGGCACGGCAAGAGCGUCGACUGGUGGGCACUCGGAAUCCUCCUCUUCGAAAUGCUCGCGGGGUGAGAGGAGAGGGGGAGGGAGGCGGGGAGGGGGAGGGGCCAUGGAGAAGGAGGAGGGCAUGUUUGUGUUGUGUGGGGUUGUGUGUGUGUGUGUCUCAGGUAUCCUCCGUUCUACGACGAGAACCCCUUUGGUAUCUACCAGAAGGUGCUGGCCGGGAGAAUCGAGUUCCCCAGACACUUCGAUGUCAAGGCAAAGGUCACACACAUCACACACACAUCACACACACCCCCCAACACUGUCCUGUCUAUCUGUCUGUCUGUAUGUAUUUCCUCCCAUGUGUGCGACCGUCACUGUCUGUCUGCCCAUGCAGGAUUUGAUCAAGCGUCUGCUGACUCACGACCGCACCAAGCGGUACGGCUGCCUCAAAAACGGCGCCGAAGACAUCAAACGACACAAAUGGUACGCAUUAGCUACGGUCGCACACACACACACACACACACACACACAUCCACAUGCGCACCGGACGGCAUUCUCUGGGUGUGCGUCUGCGUGUACCUGCAGGUACAAGGGGACCGAUUGGGACGUGGUGUUUGCGCGUGGUCUCCCCCCUCCCUUCACCCCGACCAUCAAGGCACCCGACGACACCAGCCUCUUCGACAAAUACCCAGAAUCAACCGAAGGUACGCAUGACAACCAAGUCUCGUCUCGCCGGAAGUGUGGAUGACCGCUUGGUUGGUCGUUUGUCUGUCGCUCCUCCCAUGUGCACUGACUGCAGCGUCUGCGCCAUCGAUAUCGCCAAAGGACCAGUCGGCCUUCUUCGACGAUUUCUGAGACACACACAGAUUCAUACGAACCAGUGAUCAGUGGACAGGUCGGUCAGCACAGAUGAGACAGACACGACUGACUGGAUGGCUUCUUCGCUCAUAUGGUGCGCGCUCUGUUGUGCUGUUGUGCUGUGCUGUGCUGUGCUGUGUGGUCGGUCCAUCCCGCCGUAUGUCGAUUGACCAGGUGCUGUGUGCUCAAUGAAAUGAAUGGUGGGCUCUUGUGGUCUGUCUGGCCGACUGUCUGUCUGUCUGCUGUCUGGCCGGCGGGAGUUUUGCUUUCAUGCUCUCGCUGUGCGUGAUUGCUAGUUUCUGUCUGGUGGGAAUACCUAUCCAUCUCUCUCUAUGAGUCAGUCAGUCAGCGUGUGAGUGAAUCGCUCCCAUCCGUUGGGUAUGACUGGAUGGACUGACUGACCGGUCUCUCUGUCUGCCUGCUUGCCUGUCCGUCCGUCUGUCUGCCAGGGGACAAAUGUUCAUUGUGUGUGUGUGUGUGUGUGUGUACCUCACUCACUGAUGGAUGACGACCAAGACCGGUGAAUGGGUGGUGGUUGGUGUGGUUGGUGUCUCUCUCUCUACUCUACGCUGAAUAAAUGCUCUUACUACUACUCUCUCGCUGUGGACGGCUGGGGUGGGUGAGCCGCAGCUCAUCUGUCUGACUUGCAGCCAGGAAUGGCGAUGGAUAACCUGGCUGGCUGACAUGACACCUCAUUGAUGGCUGUGUUGAGCUUUCCUCUCUGUGUGGAUGCGAUGCGUGUGUGGAAUAGGUAGCAUGUGAGUGUGUUGGUUGGCCGCACAGGUGCGCACAGGUCAGGUUGUGUAGAUCAGACAGACAGACUGGCAGCUUGCUGGCAGACAGACAGACAGACAGACACACAGACAAUGGUACUACUCGACUCGACUGGUCCUGCCUGACUUGUUUGGUUAGGUUAGAUUUGGUUUGGUUUGGUAAGUGUACAGCAGCUGCUGCUUUGUUUGUUUGUUUGUUUGUUUGUUGAUGCAUCCGGCCGGCCAUAUGGUAACUGACUGACCGACAGGUAGGGGUGUGUGUGUGUGUGUGUGUGCAGCGAAAGAACCAACCUUCCAUCACUAUCCAUCCAUCCAGCUAUACAAGCC
Messenger RNA from Vitrella brassicaformis, 3209 nucleotides. The record is from the annotation of a GenBank genome assembly. NCBI's taxonomy places the organism in Eukaryota, Vitrellaceae.